GUUGUGCUAUUUAACCAUAAUAUAUAUGUGCAGUUCUCAGUUUGGCCGUUAGGGGGCGCGGGCGUGCGGCCGCUUAGUGAUUCAGCGCGGAGCCGUCAGCAGAAGAACAGCGGUGUAAACAGGAUCGGCUCACUGCGCUUCAGACUCAGCUUCAGGUUCAGGCGCAGCCUGAGAGCCUCCCUGAGCAGCCGCCAUGUCUGUGACCGCCGUCCUUCAAAGCAGCACCAGGAAGUGCCUGAUGCUUCACUUCCUGCAGCUCCGAGCUCUGUCAGGCGCUGAGGCCGUCAACGCUCUGCGACCCUUUUACUUAGCCGUUCACCCAGACUUCUUUGGUCAGCACCCUAGAGAGAGGGAAGUGAAUGAGAACUCCCUGAAAAGACUAAACGGGUACCUGGAGACCCUACAGAAGUCCGGCUCCCGCUACAUCGAGCCCACCAAGCUAACUUUCUACAUGAGGGACACCAAGGACAGCAGCAGCACACAGACGGAGUCUCUGUCCUCAGGUUUCCGGAGCGUCAGCUUCACCUUACGCACCAGCGACGUCCUCAGCACGGUGAUGGAGGUUCUGGGGUCCUGCAGCCUGUCUGUGGAGCACAUGCAGGAGCUCAGAGGGUCGGACCAAACCAAAGGUCCCCUUAAAGGAGUGGUGCCGUUCUACAGACCCAUCAAAUGGAACAAAAGCUACUACGCCUUCACAGGUUUCAGAGACCCGGAGCAGGAGCUGGAGCAGGCCAGGAGGGUGGAGCCCGUCCUCAAAGUUUGGCUGAAGAACAACCAGCCCAAGGCGGUGAAGAAGCACAACGCCAGCCUGCCGAGAAGGGAAGAGUUGAGCAGGCUAAAGAGGGAACUGUGUGACAGAUUUGACCUGCUGGACAUCAGAUGGCAGCGCAGCUGGGGCGUGGCUCACAAGUGCAGUCAGCUGCAGAGUCUGACCCGUCUGGCUCAGCAGAGUCCAGACGCCCUCAUCAGCCUGCAAGGACAUACGAUCGUAUUUGCCGACCAGUCGGGAAUGAAUUCUUCCGGACACGUCCUGCUGGGAACCAUGGACGUUCAUCACCAGUGGACCAAACUCUUCAUGCAGCUGCCGAGCUUCCGCGGCCUGCAGCACCAGACCGACUGCCUCAAAGAGAGGAUCAGCUUCCUCCUGGGCGGGGCUCAGGUGGUCCACAUGGAGAGGCUGGGACCGGCGCGGCCCAUCGCCGAACACUACAGAGUGCUCAGCACCUUCCACAAGAAACUGCUGUCCCAGCGGCUCCACCUGCACCCCCGCAGCCUGCAUGGACUGACCAUGGUGCUGGAGAAGUAUGACACCCCCGCCCACCCCUAUAAGUCACUCGACAUUGACCGCUCCACCCCCAGUCUUCAUCAGAUGGGCCACUUUAUCAUCCCCUCCACCUGUGACCCCACCCACCUGCAGCAUUUCCUCCAGAGCCACGCCCCUGAGGCCCGGCAUCUCACCUUACAGACAAACCG
Oryzias melastigma (Indian medaka) is the source of this 1473-nucleotide messenger RNA. RefSeq names its product T cell activation inhibitor, mitochondrial (gene tcaim). Gene Ontology annotation, cellular component: mitochondrion. NCBI's taxonomy places the organism in Eukaryota, Metazoa, Chordata, Actinopteri, Beloniformes, Adrianichthyidae. The record is from RefSeq and is a predicted model, not a curated record.